AUGGUACUCCUUCGUUUGCUGUCCGUUGUUUCUGCGGUUACCUUCUUCUCGUAUGCUCAAGCUGGGCUCUUGGGCUCUAUUGUCAACCCUCUUCUUGAUGUCAGCGGCUCGAUCCUGUCAGGGCAGGGGAUCAUCCAAGGUGUGCUAGGCGGUCUUGGAGGUAUUCUAGGUUCGGACCAAGAAUACGACUAUGUAGUAGUUGGCGGGGGUACUGCAGGCAAUGCCAUUGGUGUCCGCUUGGCAGAGGCAGGCUUCUCGGUUGCAAUCAUCGAAGCCGGUAUCUUUUACGAAAUCGGCAAGCCUGUGUUGGGCUCGACUCCUGCGGGCGCAUUUUUUGGAAUCGGCAGUUCUUUCAUUGAUACUGUACCAACAGUAGACUGGGGCUUUCAGACCGAGCCCCAAGCUGGCGCGAACAACCGCCGGAUCCAUUAUGCUCGAGGCAAGUGCUUGGGCGGCUCAUCGGCGCUCAACUUCAUGAUCCACCACCGUGGUUCGAAAGGCUCAUACGAGCAGUGGGCCGAAGCGGUCGGCGAUGACAGCUACAAGCUGGAUCAAUUUCUGCCCCAUUUCAAGAGAAGCGUGACCUUCACUCCUCCCAACGAAUCGGUGCGCCGCAGUAACGCUUCGACCGAGUACGAUGCCGCCGCAUUUUCUGUAGAAGGUGGCCCUGUUCAGGUUGGAUACGCCAACUUUGUCUCUAUUUGGGCAACAUGGCUGGAGAAAGGACUUCAAUCCGUCGGAAUGAAACGAACAACAGGCUUCUCGAACGGUGACCUACAGGGUUACCAUUACGCCCAAUGCACUAUCCGAUCAUCAGACCAAACGCGGAGCAGCUCUACAUCGUACAUUUAUCAGGCCAGGUCUGGAUCUACUGGCAAGAAGCUAAAAGUCUACACCCAGACCAUGGUGAAGAAGAUUUUGUUCGAUGGCAAGAAGGCGAUUGGUGUCAAGGCUAGUCUGAUUGGAGCUCUCCCAACCUAUACCAUCAAAGCGCGCAAGGAGGUUAUCCUCUCUGCUGGAGCUUUUCAAUCACCUCAGCUUUUGAUGGUCUCUGGUGUUGGUCCACGCGACACCUUGGACCAGUUUGACAUCCCAAUUGUAUCUGCCCUUGAGGGUGUUGGCCAGAACAUGUGGGACCACAUUCUUUUCGGCCCCAGCUACCAGGUCUCUUUUGACACACUCGACAAAACGCUACAUGACCCGCUUGCGCUCACCGAAGCUCUUGUGGAGUAUACUACAAAAAGCGAGGGUCCCCUAAGCUCCAACGUUGCUGAGUUCUUGGGUUGGGAGAAGCUGCCUGAAAAGUACCGCCAGAAUUUCACUCAGGCUACAAGAGAAGCACUUUCCUGGUUCGCGGAUGACUGGCCCGAAGUCGAGCACAUUUCCGGCAACGGCUAUAUUGGCACCUUUGCUUUCCCUGUUCUGCAGCAACCCCUCGACGGUAAGCAGUAUGCGACAAACUUGGGCGCUCUCGCAGCGCCACUUUCCCGAGGCAACGUCACCAUCAAGAGCGCCGAUGCUACUGUUGCCCCGAGCAUCAACCCCAACUGGCUCACUCAUCCAGGCGAUCAAGAGGUCGCGAUUGCUUGGUACCGCCGCAUGCGCGAGGUUUGGGACACUCCUGAACUUCGAUCCAUUCGAGUCGGCAGUGAAGAAGCAUUUCCUGGACUUGACAAGCAAACCGACGAGCAAAUUCUAGACGUCAUCAGGUCGUCGUUGAUGACCGUUUGGCACGCGGCGGCAACUUGCAAGAUGGGUAAGAAGGAGGACAAGAUGGCAGUAGUGGACAGCAAAGCGCGUGUAUUCGGCGUUGAAAACCUGCGUGUUGUGGACGCCAGCGCAUUCCCCUUGCUACCACCUGGACAUCCGCAGUCGACCAUCUACGCGCUUGCAGAGAAGAUUGCGGCUGAGAUUAUUGCGGGAAACUAA
Molecule: messenger RNA, 1929 nt
Organism: Parastagonospora nodorum SN15
Lineage: Eukaryota; Fungi; Ascomycota; Dothideomycetes; Pleosporales; Phaeosphaeriaceae
Exons: 3
Coding region: 1-1929 (642 amino acids)
Biological process (GO): secondary metabolite biosynthetic process
Molecular function (GO): flavin adenine dinucleotide binding; oxidoreductase activity, acting on CH-OH group of donors
Source: RefSeq, a predicted model, not a curated record